Molecule: messenger RNA, 453 nt
Organism: Monoraphidium neglectum
Lineage: Eukaryota; Viridiplantae; Chlorophyta; Chlorophyceae; Sphaeropleales; Selenastraceae
Exons: 1
Coding region: 1-453 (150 amino acids)
Source: RefSeq, a predicted model, not a curated record
AUGGACUUCCUGGCCAACGUCACCAUCCGGCCGGCGCGCCAGAUCGUGCAGGCCACGGAGGCCGCCGCCGGCCGCCGCCGCCGCGCCGAGCGCCGCGUCAACGUCCGCGCCGCCGCGGCGCAGCCGCGGGGGGAGGUGGAGCUGCACGCGAUGGACGCGUCCCACCUGCGGCGCACAAUCAGCGGCGCGUGGCGCUUUGACGGCCUCAUGGACGCCGCGGCACUGGCCGCCGCCCUGCAGCGCACCGUGGACCGCUACCCGCUCGUCGCGGGCUGGCUGGAGCCCAGGAGCGGCGGCAAGCUGGCGCUGCGGUGGGACGCGGCCGCGCGCGGCCGCGGGGCGGCGUGGUUUGAGGCAGUCGCCCCCGGCUCGCCGCCCAAGGUGCGUUUGGGGGAUUAUUUGCCAUGGCCCGGGCCGGUGUCGCACACGGUGCUUGCAAAAGCCCUCCCGUAG